UCUCCCUGUCUCCCUCCUAACCAGUGACGUCACGAAUCCAUAGGACCGGAAACGAGGCCGCGCCGGAAGUGGUGAGGCUCUGCCCGGUCCCAACAUGGCGGCGGCGUUCAAGAAGGCGGCCAAAGCCGGGCAACGGCAGCACCGAGAGCGGAGCCAGCUCUCCUCAAGGAAGCACUUAGGCCUCCUCGAGAAGAAGAAGGACUACAAGCUCCGCGCUGAGGACUACCACAAGAAGCAGAAUGCCCUCCGCGCCCUCCGCCGCAAGGCCCAGGAGAAGAACCCGGACGAGUUCUACCACCGGAUGACGCGGGUGCAGCUGCAGGAUGGCAUCCACUUGGAAAAGCCUCAGGAAGAGGAAUGCACCCUGGAGCAGCAGAAACUGAUGAAGACCCAGGACCUGAAGUACAUCGAAAUGAAACGAGUGGCGGAAGUCAAGAAAAUCGAAAGGUUGAAGUCAGAGCUCCACCUCCUGGAGGCAGAAGGAAAGCAGCCUAAUAAGCACACGUUCUUCUUCGACACCAAAAGGGAAGUGCGAGAGUUUGACAUUGCUGCCCAUCUGAACACGGCGCCUGAGCUGCUGGGCCGAGUCUACAACCGGCCGACCCUUGAAAUGCUGAAGAAGGAGCCGAUUCGUGGGGCGACUCUCCCAGUCCAGUUGCAGAGCCCCAUGGUGCUCCGGGGGACCCACCACACAGUUGGAUCAGGAAGCAGAGGGAAGCCGCUGGGGUUGAGCAACCAGGCGUGUGGGAGACACCUUUUGCGGAAAGAGAGGGACAUGGCGCUAACCCAGGUCUGCCGCUGGGGAGAGGCGGCCCCACCCUCAUCCCAGAGUGAAUCCCAGAAAUUGGCCCGCCAGAGGAAGAGUCAGUACAAUCUGCUGAGGCAACGCAUUGAGCGGGAACGAGAGAUGUUUGUUGUUGCACAGAAGCUCCAGACAAGGAAGGAUCUCUUGGACAAGACGCAGAAAAUGAAGGUGAAGAAGGAAACUGUCAACCGGCCGGCCAUUUACAAAUUCAAGCUCCAGCGCAAACGCUGAGAGUGUCCUUGGGCCUCAAGUGGAAUUGAGGACUGUGGGUUGAAGAUCUCUGUGACCCCCACCCCAGCCCCACUGUGUGGACCCCCUCUAUUUUUUAAAAUAAACACCUGAUGCUAA
Anolis carolinensis (green anole) is the source of this 1153-nucleotide messenger RNA. It is a transcript of the gene utp11, whose product is annotated as UTP11 small subunit processome component. Gene Ontology annotation, biological process: rRNA processing. Gene Ontology annotation, cellular component: small-subunit processome; nucleolus. NCBI's taxonomy places the organism in Eukaryota, Metazoa, Chordata, Lepidosauria, Squamata, Anolidae. Bases 95 to 1036 code for a protein of 313 amino acids. The record is from RefSeq and is a predicted model, not a curated record. The transcript is spliced from 9 exons.